Menidia menidia (Atlantic silverside) is the source of this 1434-nucleotide messenger RNA. The record is from the annotation of a GenBank genome assembly. NCBI's taxonomy places the organism in Eukaryota, Metazoa, Chordata, Actinopteri, Atheriniformes, Atherinopsidae.
AUGCCAGUUGUCACAUCCAGCCUAUCCAAAGACCAGCAGACCAAGCUGCUGUCUCUCCUCGGCCAUGUCAGACUCCACCUGCUGUACAAAGCCAGCAUCCAUGGGUUCACUGCUGCUGCCUUCCAUGGCUACUGUGACAAGCAGGGCUCCACCAUCAUUGUGGCCUAUAAUGCUGUUGGGUUUGUCUUUGGGUCUUACACCUCCAAGGACUACACCAAGAGUGGACAGCCAGUAGAUGAUGCAGAGGCUUUCCUUUAUAGCAUCACUGCUUCACGAAAGGAGCCGCUGAGGGUAGCAGGCAUUACAGGUCAGCCUGCUUUCACAGACGGAGACUCUGGUCCAGAUUUCGGUGCUUUGGUGUUCCUGCAAGACGACACACCUGCGCUUCAGUCCAAUCCAGGCAAGAGUUUCCAAUUCCAGCCCAACGAUAUGCACGGAGGCGACCUGGUGCUGACUGAGUUUGAGGUGUAUCGAGUUGAGGAUUUGGGGAAUUUUCUGGAAAAGCCAUGGAGGAAAGUCCAGUGGACAGCUGAGAGAAAAGAGCAACUGAUGAGAGUCAUCCAGAAAUACCAGCCUGAGAUCAAAACGGUGCAUCAAGCCCGGGUGUUGCUAGUGGGUCCUGUUGGGGCUGGUAAAUCCAGCUUCUUUAACUCAAUCAACUCAGCUUUUAGGGGCAACAUGACUUCCCAGGCCAUCACUGGCACGGCAGGAAAAAGUCUAACCACCCAGUUUCGCACCUACAGCAUCAAGGUUGGAAAAGGUGGCCAAACUAUUCCUCUGGUCCUCUGUGACACAAUGGGGCUGGAGGGGAACGCAGAUGCUGGUUUAGACAUAGAGGACAUAGUCAACAUCUUCAAGGGUCACAUCAAGGAUCGCUACCAGGUCUACUUCCCAAAUGCCUUCAAAUUUAGUUCAAGUGUGUCCCUCAUGGAGGAUUCUCCUGGCUAUAAAAGUGACGCAACCCUGAAUGACAAGAUUCACUGCGUGGCUUAUGUGGUUGACACCUGCAAGGUUUCACUUCUCAGCGAAAAAAUGCUGAACAAGUUUGCUGACAUCAGGAAAAAAGCCAAUCAGCUGGGAAUCCCUCAGAUUGUGUUGAUGACUAAAGUAGAUGAAGCCUGUCCACUGGUUGCACAAGACCUGAAGAAUGUUUAUCGAAGUGCUUACAUCCAGAAGAAGGCACGCCAGUUGAGUGAAACUCUGGGCAUCCCUUUAUCCUUUGUGAUGCCAGUGAAAAACUACAGCCAGGAGUUGGAACUGGACCAAGACACCGACAUAAUGCUCCUUACAGCCGUGGAGCAAAUGUUUAACUAUGCAGACAGCUUUUUUGAGAACCAGAAUAAAGAAGGAGAGAACAGUCAGCUUGAGCUCUGCAGAUCCAACGAUUAUCUCCGCCCAGGUUUAAGUGAGAAAACCGAACAUCAGAUUGUCUGA